Ipomoea triloba (trilobed morning glory) is the source of this 1631-nucleotide messenger RNA. Its product is annotated as actin-related protein 2/3 complex subunit 1A-like. Gene Ontology annotation, biological process: Arp2/3 complex-mediated actin nucleation. Lineage: Eukaryota; Viridiplantae; Streptophyta; Magnoliopsida; Solanales; Convolvulaceae. The transcript has 16 exons. Gene Ontology annotation, molecular function: actin filament binding. The record is from RefSeq and is a predicted model, not a curated record. Gene Ontology annotation, cellular component: Arp2/3 protein complex; actin cytoskeleton. The coding region runs from base 150 to 1289 and encodes 379 amino acids.
UUGCGGUGGUUAUUGGACCCGGGGUUGGUUUUACGGGUCAGUAUUUCUUCUGCAUCAAGCGUACUGAUUCUUGGAGUAGACUGCAUCAUAUCUCUCUAUCUCAGAUUCAGAAAAGUUGGUUUAGAUAUUAGAUCUCGUUUACAGGAUCAAUGGCUGUGGUAUCAGUAAAUCAAGUCGCUCAAUGCAUCACCUGCCAUGCUUGGAGUCCUGACAACUCCAUGAUUGCCCUAUGUCCGAACAACAGUGAAGUUCACAUCUAUAGAUUAUUAGAAGAGAAGUGGGAGAAGGUCCAUGUUCUUCAAAAGCAUGACCAAAUUGUUUCAGGGAUAGACUGGAGUACAAAAUCCAACAAAAUAGUUACUGUUUCACAUGAUCGUAAUUCAUAUGUCUGGAACCUUGAAGCAACAGAGUGGGUUGCGACACUAGUUAUCCUCAGGCUAAAUCGUGCUGCUCUAUGUGUGCAGUGGAGUCCCAAAGAAAAUAAGUUUGCUGUUGGAAGUGGAGCUAAAACUGUUUGCGUAUGCUACUAUGAGCAAGAGAAUAACUGGUGGGUCAGCAAACUUGUCAGGAAAAGACAUGAUUCUUCUGUAACUAAUGUUGCCUGGCAUCCCAAUAAUAUUCUCCUUGCUACAACUUCCACUGAUGGGAAAUGCAGAGUAUUUUCUACUUUCAUUAAAGGCGUUGAUGCAAAGCAAUCAGGAGCAGGGUCUUCUUCAGAUUCAAAAUUUGGAGAGCAAAUCAUUCAGCUUGAUCUCUCAUUUUGCUGGUCCUUUGGUGUUAAAUGGUCCCCAAGUGGCAAUACUUUAGCUUAUGUAGGGCAUAAUUCAAUGAUUUACUUUGUUGAUGAAAUUGGUCCCUCUCCUUCUGCACAAACUGUAGCAUUCCGUGAUUUGCCGCUUCGCGAUGUGCUGUUUGUUUCAGAGCGAAUGGUCAUUGGAGUUGGAUUUGAUUGUAAUCCAAUGAUUUUUGUGGCAGAUGAAAGAGGAUUAUGGAGUUUCUUGAGGUUCCUAGAUGAAAGGAAAACAGUAUCUUCAAGCCCAAAGUCUCAGUUUUCAGAAGCAUUUGGGAUAUUUUACAGCCAAUCAAAAUAUGGAGCAAAUAACAACUCAGUUGAGCAAUCACGAACCACCCAUGAAAACUGCAUCAAUUGCAUUUUACCACUUAGGAAAACUGGGGGACAUAAGAAAUCUUCGAAGUCUGUGGUAACCCGUUUCAGCACUUCAGGACUGGACGGUAAAGUAGUUACGUGGGAUUUGGGGAAACAAGAAGAUUUGUCUGAGUACCUAUGAAAGUCACCGAAAGCAUUCCAUGCCCGCCUUCUGUACAAUUUUUAAUACAAAUUCUUAGGCAUAGGUGAAUUAGAAUGUCAUCUUCAUCUACCAGAAAUAAAAAUGUAUUGAUUUUGAAAUAGUUUAAGUGUGUAUGUGCUGUAAUGGUUUGAAAGAAGAAUUUGCAACUCAUAAUGUCAGGCUCUCACCACAGUUUCGUGAUGCUUUUAUGAUGUACGUUGAUGAACGGCACCUGUCAGCAUAUUGGGUUUCCUUUUCCAUUCUGUACCAAGUGAAAAAAAGUUUGUAGUGAUAAUUGUAUGAUUACGAAUUAUUUAUUUUGUUUCAUUUGUUGUCGCUCAA